Molecule: messenger RNA, 4151 nt
Organism: Vanessa atalanta (red admiral)
Lineage: Eukaryota; Metazoa; Arthropoda; Insecta; Lepidoptera; Nymphalidae
Gene: Ldlr
Product: nidogen
Exons: 7
Coding region: 25-4038 (1337 amino acids)
Biological process (GO): cell-matrix adhesion
Molecular function (GO): calcium ion binding
Source: RefSeq, a predicted model, not a curated record
UCGCUAGUUCGGUGUGACAUCGCGAUGUGGACGGGCGGGCUGGUGCUAUUACUCGUUGGGUGCGCGUGCGCUAUAACGCGGGACCAAUUCUACCCCCAUGGACAAGGGCUCGACCAGCGAUUACCACGGGGUGCUGAGGUCUCCUCCCCAGAAAUACCGUUGAACGUACCCAUCGUCUUCUUUGGCGAGACUUAUGAAAAUAUUUUCGUAAACAAUUAUGGCGUGUUGUCGUUCAGAGCAGAUAUUCCAACCUUUCUUAACGCUGAGUUUCCCCUACCGUAUCCAUCUAUAGCCGCGUUUUACGCGAACAUUGACACUACACAAUCGGGCGAGGUUUACUAUAGGGAAACCAAUGAAUCCCAUGUGCUGGUCAAGGCGGAAGAGAGCGUGCAAAAUAACUUCCACGAUUACUACGAUUUUAGACCUACGAGCGUGUUUAUUGCCAGCUGGAUAGACGUUACUUAUGCAAGCAAACAAUGGCAAGAUCGUAAGAAUAGCUUCCAGAUUGCUAUUAUUAGUAACGGCACAGAGAGUUUUGUGGAGAUGUUGUAUCCUGAAAGGGAAAUACAAUGGAUACAAAAGGAGACGCAGCCAGGCAGUAUGCCUGAUGCGAAGGCCCAGGCUGGAUUCAUUGCGGAAGACGGCCGUCUCUUCACACUUAGAGGUUCUGGUAGUCAUCAGAUUAGGAAUGUCGUUUCAUGGUCUAACACUCGUGAACCCGGAAAAUACGUAUUCCGCGUAGGAAACAUAACAAUAGAUGGUACCGUAGCCGUCCCCGACCAAUACGAUCAGAACGAAGUAGAAGUAGAGGAAGAGACAAGAACGUGCGCUCAGAGUGGGCCCAGCGUCUGUCACUUACAAGCAAGAUGUGUCGAUUAUCAAACCGGUAUUUGCUGCCAAUGUAGUGAAGGCUUCUACGGAAACGGAAAAUCUUGCAUUAAAGACGAUGUUCCAUUAAGAGUUCACGGAAAGUUAAAUGGUAUCAUCAACGACGUUAAUCUUAACGAUGUAGAUAUCCAAGCAUACGUAGUAGUUGCCGAUGGAAGAACUUAUACAGCUCUUUCCCAAGCACCACCACUGUUAGGAAGCAGUUUACAACUUUUAACUGUACUUGGUGGCGUAUUAGGAUGGCUUUUCGCCAAGCCUUCGGGAACGGCGAAAAACGGAUAUCAAUUAACCGGUGGACUUUUUAAUCACACAGCGGAUAUAUAUUUCCCAGACUCCAAGGACAGGGUCACAAUUAAUCAGGAAUACAUUGGGCAUGAUGUAUUCGAUCAGAUAACCCUAGAUGCUGAUAUUCGUGGUACGAUUCCGAUUGUAUCGUCGGGAUCAAGAUUGGAAAUUUCUGAAUAUAACGAAGAGUACACCGUUGUGGAAGCUGGUCUAAUACAUAGUGUUUCAUCAAGAACGUUUACCAAUAAAAUUACCGGACAAAAGUACGAACAGAGAGUAUCUCAAACGUUUUCAUACAACCCAUGUAGAUAUGCACCACCAACUGAAGAAAAUGAAAUUUCAACUUUGAAAGUUAUUAAGAAUUACUUAGGCUAUGAAACGAGGGAAAAUAUUGUUAGAUAUAGUACUAGUAACAAAAUUCAACCGAGGGGUCAAGAAGAUCCUUGUAUAGAGGGGCGAAAUUCCUGUGGUACUCAUAGCACAUGCGUUGUACAAGGGGACUCAUUUACAUGUGUAUGUCAAUCAGGUUUCACUAGUAUUUACUAUGAGGAUUCUCAUAUUUGUGUAGAUAUAGAUGAAUGUGCGGCUUCCACUCACAAUUGUGAUAGCAAUGCUGAUUGUUACAAUCACGAUGGCGGUUUUCAAUGUAGAUGUCGGGACGGUUAUGAAGGGAAUGGUAUUAGUUGCAAUAUAGUGUCACGUUGUAGAGACAAGGUAUGUGAUCCUCAUGCACAAUGUAUAGAUAACCCUGGGGAAGAGCCAAUUUGUUCAUGUAAGCCAGGAUUUACUGGAGACGGGCAGAGAUGUUGGCAAACACUUAAUAACAUAUGCAGCAGAUGUUCACCGUAUGCGUACUGUAGCUAUUCAGAUCAAAUAAACAGUUACCAAUGUCAGUGCAAUCCUGGUUUUAGUGGUGAUGGUGAAUAUUGUGUUGAAGAUACCACUUCAAUACCAGAUGUAACAGAGACCACCGAAAUAUCUGUUGCUCCUCUACAGUCAACGACUGCAGUGAUAUCUGAAGUUGAAUACAAUGAAACGUAUGUGCUUCCGAAUUGUGAAAUUAUUAACGACGAUUAUGAGUGUUUCUGUCCUCCUGGAUAUUCAAGAUAUAAAGAUGAACGAAAUAAUGAUUUGUGCCGUAUAGAUACUUAUAAAGAACCAAAGAAUACAAGUAUCGUUGAGGAGAAUAAUGACACUUCAAUUACUUGCAGCAUAGACUCGGAGUGUCCGCCAAAUGCGAUUUGUUCAUUCUCAGGGCAGCAAUCACAGGGACAUUGUGUGUGUCCUGAAGGAUACGAAGGAGAUGCUUAUGAGUGCAUCGAACGAACUGGUUCGAGUUGUUCAUGCGGCCCCAGUGCUCACUGCAUUGACACAGCCACCGGUGAAAUGAUGUGUGUCUGUGAUCUUGGUUAUCAUGGCGAUGGAUAUGUGUGUAGACCCAAUUUUAGUUGUACGAACAACUCUGACUGUGAAUAUAAUGCAGAAUGUCGACCAGAUCCGAACACUGAUGAAUUUGUUUGCCAAUGUAUAGAAGGUUAUAUUAAAGACCAAAACGAUGCUUGUAUACCUGAUGGGCAGCUAUGUAAUGGAGCAGUAUGCGCAGAACAUGCUUCUUGCCUCUAUGAUGAAACACUAGAGGUUAAUUAUUGUAGUUGUGAUGAAGGAUUCGAAGGUGAAGGCAUUUCGAAAUGUGUUCCUUUAGGCAAGACGUGUGACGUAGCGAACGACUGUAGUCCAAAUGCGAUCUGUACGACAACAGAAGCAUCGUAUCAAUGUAUAUGUCGUGAGGGAUAUUUCGGUGAUGGUUACACUUGCAAUGCUGAAAUGAAUUGCAGAACGAACAUUUAUCUUUGCGAUAGUCACGCUUCCUGCUUGAAGACUAGUGAAGGAUACGAAUGUGAAUGUAAUACAGGUUAUAAUGGCAAUGGAACUUACUGCGAGAUAAAUCCGAGACAAUCAGGAAAUUUCUUAGUCGCCAGUGAUGGGGCAUCAGUCUACCGCGUACCUUUUAAAGUGACUCCACGAGAAUUCGCUACUCCACUUAAUAGUGCUAUAUACCAGAUAGCAGUUGGUAUCGAUGUCGACUGCCUUACUGGAAGAAUUUAUUGGGGCGACGUUGGUGCCAGCGCUAUAAAGAGAACCUCUUACGACGGAUCAAAUUUUGAACAAUUUUUGUCAUACGAUAUUCAAUCACCUGAAGGAAUGUCUGUAGAUUGGACGUCAAGAAAUAUAUUCUGGACUGAUUCAAAGAAACUUACAAUUGAAGUAGCAAAUUUGGACACGAAAGUAAAAAAAGUUUUAUUCAAAAGGGAUGGGAUAUUUAACCCUCGUGGCAUUGCGGUUCAUCCUGGAAAAGGUAAAAUUUUCUGGACUGACUGGAAUCGCAAUGGACCUAAAAUCGAAUGGGCUAACAUGGACGGCUCACAAAGAGGCGUCUUUUUAGAUAAAUCGGAAGUGAAGCUACCAAACUCUUUAGCUAUAGAUUGGUCGAGAGAUCGUCUUUGCUUCACUGAUGCCGGCCUCUACACUAUUAAAUGCGUUAGCAUUGAUACUUUGGAAAGUGAAACAAUUGUAGCAAACUGCUCAUAUCCAUUUGGUCUAGCGAUCAGCGGAGACAGCUACUAUUGGACAGACUGGAAAACAUUAAAAAUUGAGUACAUCAAUAAUUUAACCCUGCAAAGAGGACAAGUUCCUAUUGCCACUGCGUCAAGAAGGCUGUAUGGAGUAACCGUUGCGCCAGAGCAAUGUCCAAAUCAAAGUAACAUCUGUCAAUACAGAAACGGGCAAUGUGAUCCGAAUCAAAUAUGCUUGCCAGAUGGUAAGGGCGGCAGAACGUGUGCGGCUGGAGACAAUUAUUCUUAUUGAUUUUUGAACUAAUUCUUAUAAAAGGUAAAGUUUAUAAUUAUAUCUUAAGUUUCCAUUGAAGAUACAUAUGGCUUGUGAAUUAAUUAAAAUUGCAAUAGCGUUUAUACAUUUUG